CCAAACUUUCAGUCUAGAGGUUUUCCGUAGUGUGGUGAAUAGCUUUGCCCCAAAGACAACGCAUUUUUUCUUCCCUGCUAUGACAGCAAGAUUGUGUGUAGCAGCUCUUCACUUUAACGAAAAUGGUCGGCGUCACCAGGCUGUGACAAGAGCUGGUGUACCACAGUGGCAGUUGAGCUACCCGAAAGGGAAAAAAGGAAAGCAUGUUGUUGUAAAGCCAAGGAAGACUCCAGUUACUUAUGGCUCCAGCUACCCUCGUGUUCAGCAGCUUCAUCUGAUGGAAAAGCUUCUCUUGGAUACCAACCACCAACCCUUACAUCAGGCUAUGCUGCAGUCAACAAAGACCAGCUCAUUGUUACAAGGCGUACUAGAUGUGCACGGUAGAGCUAUGGUUCUAUACAGUGGGCUUGGAAUCCUGUGUAAUCCUCUGAUAGGAAUGUCCUGCGAAUUGUUGUGA
This is a messenger RNA of Ostrea edulis (European flat oyster), 457 nucleotides long. RefSeq lists its product as uncharacterized. The record is from RefSeq and is a predicted model, not a curated record. Lineage: Eukaryota; Metazoa; Mollusca; Bivalvia; Ostreida; Ostreidae. The transcript has 3 exons. The coding region runs from base 80 to 457 and encodes 125 amino acids.